Myxozyma melibiosi is the source of this 2704-nucleotide messenger RNA. Its product is annotated as protein-tyrosine phosphatase-like protein. Gene Ontology annotation, cellular component: membrane. Lineage: Eukaryota; Fungi; Ascomycota; Lipomycetes; Lipomycetales; Lipomycetaceae. The coding region runs from base 40 to 2667 and encodes 875 amino acids. Gene Ontology annotation, molecular function: phosphatidylinositol-3-phosphate phosphatase activity. The transcript has 3 exons. The record is from RefSeq and is a predicted model, not a curated record. Gene Ontology annotation, biological process: phosphatidylinositol dephosphorylation.
CUCCGCCGCUCUCUGUCUCCCCACCACCCGACCUGCGGAAUGAACGAUCUGGACAGGAUCAAGAUCACUGUCGUCAAUGAUGUGCAGAUGGUCCGCAGGGGCAACCAUGUCACUGGAACACUCCACUUGACUGCCCAUCACCUCAUUUUCCGAGUUGACGCCCGCCCGCAGCGCGACUCCAAGGGCGAGCUCGUGAAGCCAGGUCCCGCGAAAGAAGUUUGGAUAUGUUAUCCGAUAAUGGCCCACGUCGAGCGCCGAGCGUUCAGCGCAUUCACUGGAUUUUCUGCUCUCCGAAUCAGAUGCCGUGACUUUACUUUUGUUUCUCUUAACUUCAAGUCUGAGAACGACUCUCGCGCUGUCUUUGACACAUUGAUGGCUCUCACCUGUGUUCCAUCGGUGGACAGUCUGUACGCAUUCUACUAUCACCCAGGCUCAGCUGAACGCAGCGUCAACACAUGGGACAUCUAUGAUCCCAUCAAAGAAUUCCAGCGCAUGGGCGUCGGCACCACGAACAACAACUGGCGAUUUACCAGCGUGAACUCUCAGUAUGAGUUCUGUCCGACAUAUCCCGGUACUCUUGUGGUUCCGUCUGCGAUAUCAGACUCGGCUAUCAUGUACGCGGGUAAAUAUCGAUCAAAAGCUCGAAUCCCAGCCCUGUCAUAUAUCCACUCGUUCAACAACUGUACCAUCACGCGGUGCUCGCAGCCCCUUGUUGGAUUGAAGCAAAACCGGUCACCGCAAGACGAGAAGUUUAUAGAGGCCAUCUUUUCAACUACGCAGGUCGCGAACGUGUACGGCGCAUCACAGGAAAACCUCAUUUGUGACGCACGACCGACGACCAACGCUAUCGCGCAGACUGCCUUGGGUGCCGGUUCGGAGAAUAUGGAGAACUACCGGUUUGCGAGAAAAGUCUAUCUUGGGAUUGACAACAUUCACGUCAUGAGAGCAUCUUUGGAUAAAGUCUACGAAGCUCUGAAAGAUAGCGAUAUUACGCCCCUGCCUCCAAACAGAGAGUUGCUGUACAAGAGCAACUGGCUUAAGCACAUCUCUACAGUGAUGGAAGGCGCCGUGCUUAUGGGCCAGCGGAUACACUACUACCACUCACAUGUCCUCGUACAUUGCUCUGAUGGAUGGGACCGCACCGCGCAGUUGUCUUCGCUAGCGCAAAUCUUUUUAGACCCUUACUUCCGCACAAUCGAUGGCUUUAUUACGAUUGUCGAAAAAGAAUGGCUUGCGUUUGGCCAUCGCUUUGCGGAGCGCUGCGGCCAUCUUUCCAGCGAGAAAUCAUUUGUCCAGGUGUCCGACACCUCUGGCUCCGGCAAUUCAACGAUGAGUACUGCCGAAAAAGCCUUUAACAGCGUCUUAUCUGCCGCAAGAUCUGCCGCGGAAAAGGCAGCCAAUAGCAGCUAUGUGAACAAUAAUGGCAAGCACGGCGGUACAACCGAGGGUAUCGGCGGUGGCGGUCAGACGCGGGGACUGAAAUAUACGGCGCCAAUUUUCCACCAGUUUUUGGACUGCGUUUACCAACUGCUGUGUCAGUUUCCCAACCGAUUUGAGUACAACGAGCGGUUUCUCCGGCGAAUGCUCUACCACUUGAAUUCAUGCCAGUAUGGCACUUUCCUGUACAAUAACGAGAAGGAGAGAUUAGACGCCGACGUUCGUCAUCGAGCACAAAGCGUGUGGAACUACUUUGUAGUCCGUCGGAAAGAGUUCAUCAACCAAAAGUAUGAUCCGUCAAUAGACAACGCAAACAAGGGCGAGUACCGAGUCAUCUUUCCCGAUCCGAAAAACAUUCGAUGGUGGCACGAAAUAUUCGGAAGGACCGAAGAGGAAAUGUCAGUCGUGACUCUUAAUGGGAUCGGAAGCUCUGCAUCUGCUGUAGCCGCGGCUCAGAAACGGAGACAAGCGCCAUCAUCUCAACAUCAAGCUCUUCCACCCCGUCAGCAAAACGUUCGACAGCAGCAACACCAGCAGCAGCGGCCUCAGCACCAGAAAAUAUUGCGUGACCAAGAGCUGUAUGCUCAGCAGCAUGCAGAAGAUAGUUCUUACACUGCAGAGGGCGCGACUUCGUUCGACAGUUUCAAGGAAACGGCGUCUGCUACUAUAUCUUCCUGGGCAUCGUCGAUCGCUGAAGCGUCAAACGCGUGGGCUACGGCUGCCACACCGUAUCUUGUCUCUACUUAUGCCGAUGCGGUGGUGGAAGAUGAGGCACAAUACGAGGCAAAACAGCGAGUACAUGAUAAGCCAGAAGCGAGAAAACAGAAGCCUGUUGCUUCGGAGCCCACUCCGCAGCGUGAUGAGCUGCUGGAGACUGAACUGCCAGGCGUCUGGGCUUCGUCGAAUGAUGUUGAGCCAUCAACGAGCAACGCCACUCCUGAACCAGCGAAGGCGCCUCACAAGGUUGAUGCAGAGGAAAGCGAGUUUGCCGACCAACAGUUGAUGGAUACGCCCAGCAGCCGAGACGACGAAGAAGCUGACGGUGCACCAGCGUCUCUUUCCUCAAGUCUACCGGCGACAGGGUUAUCGACAUCGCACGGUAUUCGAGAGAACGAUAUAGAUAACGAGACGAUGAGCAAGAUUGCUGCGUUGGAUUUAGAUCCGCUGGAUCAGUACUCGCUAGCGCACAAGGGCUCUUCGGUCGAGGAGUAUAUUCCUGAAACCGAGUGACGAGACUACGUAUAGAUGGGUGGAUGUUGCCAAUUGA